UUUUAUACACAUAGGCAGUGGCAACAAUAAUGGGAAUUAUGAAUCCAAAGUUCCUUCUGACAGUUGACAGAUUUCAGUUUAACAGAGAAGAGAUUAAUAUCUUGGAAAGUCUACCAGAAAUUGUUAAUGCUAAUGAAUCGAUCGAAAAAGUAAUCAUCGUACCUUCAAGAGAAAGCUCAAAGUUGAAGGAAAUCAGCCACAUCAGAAACAGUUGCUUUUUGGAUGAACUGUUGGAGAAAGGUCGAGGACCAAAUGGAGAAGUUCCAGAUUUGGAGUUCAUGCAGCUUCCCUUUGAUUAUCCUAUAUUCAUCAACUUUACUUCAGGCACUACAGGUUUACCCAAAGGAUUGGUUCAUUCUGCAGGGACUUUUUUGCCUCUCAUGAGAGAUUUUGGACUUCACUGCGACCUUAAACGCGGAGAUGUCACUCUGGCUAUGCAACCGGUGGGAUGGAAUCUCUGGAACCUAUACGUUGGCAACUUGUCUCUCGGAACAACAUUACUGCUUUAUGAUGGCCUUCCAGUUUUUCUUUCUAAGACAGCCUUCUGGGACAUAAUGGAUCAUUAUAAAGUAGCUUUUGCCUUUCUUGUAACCAGCAUAAUAGACACCUUUGAAAAGGAAGAAAUUAUACCAAGCCCUGACUGCAAAUUGGAGCACUUGAAAAUCUUGGCUAUUGGAGCCAGUCCCGUAAAGCUCCAGAACGUAGAUUUUAUCCUUCAAAAGGUGAAACCUGAUGUCCUCGUUGGGUGUUUAUACGGUGCUACGGAGGUGAUUGGUGUAUUUUCCGGCUUCGAUCUCAAUUCUCCAGUCUACAGCUCCGAAAUUCAAUGUCCUGCUCUUGGAGUUGAUAUUAAGAUAUUCGAUGAUUCUGGAAAAAGCGUGUUUGGAAAAACCGGUGAACUGGUCUUGGCCACACCAACACCAUCUUUACCAGUCUGUGUCUGGAAUGAUAACAAUGGCUCAAAAAUGACUGAGACAUACCUUUCUAAAUUCCCUGGAGUUUGGGCUCAAAAUGAUGAAGCAUGGAUUGAUCCAGAGACGAAGGGAAUGAUAAUCAUUGGAAGAAGUGAUAAUACAAUCAAGCAGCAUGGCGAAAGAUUCGUCUCUGAAGAAAUUUAUUGGGCUAUUCAUGAUAUCGAAGAAAUUGCUGACAGCGUCUGUGUGGCUCAGAGCAACGGCAGUGGGGAUGGGAGAGCUGUUCUCUUCGUCAAGAUGAAGAAUGGUUACCAAUUUAACAGCUCUAUUGUUAAGAAAAUAGAAGACACUAUCCUAAAGGAACUCACUGUCUUCUAUAUACCUGGAGUUAUUAUUCAAGUAAAAGACAUACCGUACAAUUUGAAUGGCAAGCGUAUGGAAAGUGUGGUGAAGAAGAUCGUGAACACUAAUCAAAUCCCUGAAGUGAGCAACGUAAGGAAUUCAGAAUGUCUCUUGGAGUACUGCAAUAUUCCACAGCUGCAAAAUUUCUGAGAAAAUUCAUCCUAACAAUCUUUAUCAUUUCAAAGUCGAGUUUGGAGAGACGAGAUUCCACUUCAAGUUUACUUUAAAGGAAAAGGAAAAUGGCUUGCUACUUAAUUACAAACUCGAAUAUUUUCCAUUUUGCAUUAGAGGAGAUUCGAAAUAAUUUUACCACCGGUUUUGCGUCGUUAAGUCGCAGAUGCGUUAAAUAAGCCGUUUUCUAGAGAUAUCCUGUCGGUAUUUAUUAAACAGUGACGUUAAUAUAUUUGUAUAUGACAUAUUUUGUAUUUUCAAAACAAAUAAAUUUAUGUAUUUUCAUUAAAUUAUUCUCUGCACAGUU
Messenger RNA from Stegodyphus dumicola, 1794 nucleotides. RefSeq names its product acetoacetyl-CoA synthetase-like. The record is from RefSeq and is a predicted model, not a curated record. Gene Ontology annotation, biological process: lipid metabolic process. NCBI's taxonomy places the organism in Eukaryota, Metazoa, Arthropoda, Arachnida, Araneae, Eresidae. Gene Ontology annotation, molecular function: acetoacetate-CoA ligase activity.